AUGAGCGACAUUACCAUCAUCCGCUCCGCGAACCUGGAGACCCUCCAGAACUUAGCCUUAUGGGGUAAAUUUCUCCCCGUCAAUUCUGCGGUCAGGGAAAAAGCCGCCGCCAUGACCGCCGCCACGACCACAACCGCCGUCACCGUCGCCACCGAGCAGCUGGAGGUUGACACGGAGGAGGAGGACGAGUGGGAGAACGUGGAGGACGACGUGGAGGACGACGAGAUGGGAAUUGACGAGCAGGGAGGCGGAGUGGAUCAGGAGGACUGGGAGUGGGGUACGGACUCGGAAUCGAAGGAGGGGGCAGGGGGCCAGGAGGACUGGGAGUGGGUUACGGACUCGGAGGAGGCUGAUUGA
This is a messenger RNA of Tricharina praecox, 357 nucleotides long. RefSeq lists its product as uncharacterized. The record is from RefSeq and is a predicted model, not a curated record. The transcript has a single exon. The coding region runs from base 1 to 357 and encodes 118 amino acids. Lineage: Eukaryota; Fungi; Ascomycota; Pezizomycetes; Pezizales; Pyronemataceae.